AAAUGAAGUUCGUCAUUGCAAUUUCGCUACUAUUUGGAGUACUUCUGAUUGGUUGCAAUGCAUCUGGAAGUUCUAUGACUUAUCAUGUACCUAUUGAAAACCAGCCUGAUGUUAAUAAUGGAAACCUGAGAAAUGUUUGGAUUAUGGUUAAAGUGAAGAGUGUAGCUGUAGGACCCACUGAAGAUGAUUAUGGUCCUACCAGUUAUUUUGUAGAACUUGCACAUAUACAAUACUUUUCGCAGAGUCACUUAAAAACGGGACUUAUGAUAAACGUCGAACCCAUCAUUUUUCAAAUUGGUGAUAUCGCAUACCUCAAUGUGUAUGUAAUACUUCCGGGAACGUUCCAGCCUAAUGACAAAAUCGAAAUUGAUGAAACUCGUCAAAUAAAUGCUUUAACCCGGCAUAUGAGCUUAGAUGACCCAUAUCAUGUGAAUAUUUAUGAACCCGAUUCUGCAGGUGAAUCAGACUAAGUUUCAAUCAUAGGAGUGGCAUAAUUUCGAUUUAAAUCAUUAUUUUUUGUAAAAAUUUGACAACAAUAAUGUUACGCAAUCGAAUCGCUCAUAACCCUGUCCACGAGAUCCAGUAGUUUACAAUGAAUUAGAUUUAUCCAUAUUCCGAACAAAACAAAAAUGUAACAAACAAACAAAUAAACUCAAUCAUUUUUGCCACUUGAAUUGCCAACAUUAAAUUCUGCACUUUAUACAGAACACAUUAAAUAAA
Messenger RNA from Contarinia nasturtii (swede midge), 720 nucleotides. RefSeq lists its product as uncharacterized. The record is from RefSeq and is a predicted model, not a curated record. Lineage: Eukaryota; Metazoa; Arthropoda; Insecta; Diptera; Cecidomyiidae. The transcript has 3 exons. The coding region runs from base 3 to 470 and encodes 155 amino acids.